Molecule: messenger RNA, 918 nt
Organism: Colletotrichum siamense
Lineage: Eukaryota; Fungi; Ascomycota; Sordariomycetes; Glomerellales; Glomerellaceae
Gene: dao1
Product: D-amino-acid oxidase
Exons: 6
Coding region: 1-918 (305 amino acids)
Molecular function (GO): FAD binding; D-amino-acid oxidase activity
Source: RefSeq, a predicted model, not a curated record
AUGCCCGCUGAAAGCAUUGUGAUUGUUGGCGCAGGCAUCAUCGGCCUGGACGUUGCACUGGUGUUGGCAAAGGCAGGCCUCGGUAAACAUACUAAGGUCGUAGCUGAAUACCUGCCUGGAGACACUGCGGUCACUUACACAUCCCCAUGGGCCGGCUGCAACUUUUCAGCCAUCUCCGGCAGCGAUGCCAACGCGUUGAGAUGGGAUCGCGUCGGUUACUCCCAUCUCUGCAAGCUGGCAUACGAGGCAGAGGAGGAGGCGUUCGUGAAGAGAACUCCAUCUAUCGAAAUGUGGGAUGAAGAGAUUCCCCACGAAAAGAUAAAAUACAUGUCUGACUACCUUGAGGACUUCAAAGUUUUGCCGCAAGAGGAACUUCCAGAAGGCGUCAAAUUUGCUGUGUCUUUCACCACUUUGACUGUGAAUGCGCCUGCACACCUUCUAUACCUUUACCGGACGCUGAAGGAUCGUUAUGGUGUACGUUUCAUCCGACAAAAGGUUCCCGAUAUCCAAUCCGGCUUCCUCAGUCUCGACACAAAGGUCGUGUUCAACUGCACUGGUAACGCAGCCAAGACACUAUCCGGCGUUGAAGACCAACGCUGCUACCCAACCAGAGGCCAGGUUGUGUUGGUCAGAGCACCGCAAGUCCGAACAAAUGUAAUGAGGCACGGCAAGGACUACGAGACCUACGUGAUCCCGCGGCCUGGAUCAAACGGGAAUGCCAUAUUGGGAGGAUACAUGCAGAAGGGAAGUGGUGACGGUGCUACAUACUAUCAUGAGACCAUCUCCAUUAUGGAUCGGACACACAAGUUGAGUAGCGAGCUUCGUGAAAACAAUUCUGAAGUACUUGCGGUUGUUGCUGGGCUAAGACCCUCACGCGAAUGCGGUGCUCGCGUUGAGGGUGUUCAGGUUGACGUGUAA